Molecule: messenger RNA, 3195 nt
Organism: Drosophila mauritiana
Lineage: Eukaryota; Metazoa; Arthropoda; Insecta; Diptera; Drosophilidae
Exons: 8
Coding region: 500-2008 (502 amino acids)
Source: RefSeq, a predicted model, not a curated record
CAUCGAGCAGUGCAAGUCGCGUGGUCGCGCUUUUCCGAUAACUCGCCUGUGGUUGUUGCUCGUGUGACUCUGAUUCUGACUGCUGCUGCUGCUGCUGCAGUGGCACGUGAAGUUCUGUGUGGACUGCCUAAAGUUUCGAUUCGUUGUCGUCGUCGCCUGCGUGUCCUUGCCGCAUCCUUAGCCUUGCUCACGGUCGCCCGCCCGAGAGCCAAUUGAAUGCACUAGCCGUGGUGUGCGGGGUUAGGUAGGGGGAAUUGAAGCCAGCAUAACCCCGAGACAUUUGCAAUCCGUGCAUUAGCAUUAGCAUAAAGUGCCUGCCUGGAUAUUGACGCACAAUCGCCGGAUAACGAGAGAUGCCCUAAGCCCCGGAAAAGCAGCAAGCCAACAAACCAGCAACCAAGGCUGCAGGUGCAUCAGCGCCAGCAGCAGCGGAAGUGCCUGCCAGACGACAAAAAAAGAAAAUGCAUUUAGUUUUCCAGUAGAGUGAAACGCAGCAGAGAUGAGCGAACGGGGCAGCGGGGGAGCGGUGACGGGCGGUCGGCAUGCUCGCGUUAGUCCAACGCCAGGACGUGGCAGCAAGAUUGCGUAUACGCCGUGUCCGCGCUCCGAACCGCCGCAGGAUCUGGCGCUCGCCGUUCCGCCGCCGCCGCGCAACUGCCUGGCCAUCCCGAUGUCCUCACUGCAAACGGCCAAUGGACCCGGCACAAAAGAACGAUGUAGCGCCCUGUCAGGCAUCCCGAGCACCCCGCUCUCGAGCACCGCCCCCUCGCUGGCCCUGCCCGGCAACCUGCCCUACGAGCUGGACAUGCCGCAGCCGCUGGUCGACCGCCGGCCGUCCGUCUCCCUGAUGCGCUGGAGCAGCAGCGGACCGGGUACGGAGUGCAACAGCAACAGCAACGGCAACAGCGCCAGUAACAGUUUGAUCCGCCUGCAGCAGCAGACGCAGCAGCAAAUGCAGCAGCAACUACAGCAGCAACUGCAGCAGCAGCUGCAGCAGCAACAUCUAUUGGCAACAGCAACAGCAACAACACUGGGGUACGCUGAUGCAACGGUGGCCACGGCAACAACAACAUUGCUAGCGGCCGCAGCUGCAGCCACGCGGCAAGUGAACUUUGGUGGCGGCGCCAACUCGGGAGUCACACGAGCGGAACCAAUCUCAUUGGCCACCCUGGAUCGCGACUGCUUCAUCAUUCCCGUGCACAGUGUGGACCGAUUCCUGCCAGCUGGCAUUCCUCUGCCCGCCUUAAGUGCCGAUGGUAAGGCCACAAGCCCUCUAAGUGUCCUGGAAGUCUCCGAUCCGAAGCUGUGCAUUCUGGUGCACUUGAUGAGUCCCCUGGAGGCCAUCGAUCCGGUGAUGGAGUCGCCACUAGCGCAUCCGCUGCUCAAACAGCGCUCCAUUGCCGCCGAAUUGGUGACCGAAGUGCAGCAGGCCAACACGGCAGUGGGCGGAAUGCUGCUGGCCAACAUGGAGAAGAGCUCUGAGUUCCCCUUCAUCUCGUACUACCUGAUCAAUACGGUGCAAACGGAUCCUUCCAGCUUCUAUGCUGGCCUGCGCGUCUCCUCGCUGUCCAAGUUUGAGCCAAAGGCCCUCAAAUACACUGCCGCCCACACACUGGAUCUGUACAGCGAGGUGGCUGCCAUUUGCCGGCCGCCGUUGGUUUUGCCCUCAAACGAGGUGGGCAGCUUCAAGAAGUCGCAGACCGCGGCCACCGGCUACAUUAUUAGCGUGUUCAAGGUUUUCGAGGGCGACGAUGGCGAACGAUUCGAAAAGAACUGGCUCUACUGGACUGGAGCACGGAUGUUGUACAGGUACCUGCCACGUGCCGCGGGCUUGAGGCGCAUCGCCCUGCACAAGAGCACCUCGCAGAAGGGCGACAAGAUGUAUCUGCUGGUUUGCGAGUGCGCCGAGCUGCUGAAGGACAUCUCGCUGGCCGCCUUCCUGAUUCCGGCGCUGCGGGCGCGGCUGUGCGGAUACACCGGACUCUAUCGACCAAUACAGGCCUUCUAGUCCAGAGCGCUGGAGUCGCGUAUUUUUCUAUCUGUAUCUGUAUAUAGUGGAUCUGGAGUAUGGAGUAGUAGGCUAUGGCUAAACCAAUGCGAAACAAACACUGCAAUGUGAAGGAAACUGCACCUGUUACGUGAUUCUAAUUCGAUAUUAACUAGGCCUAUACAAAUUUUUCAACUCUCUCUAGAAAAAGUCAGCGAAAUCAGCGCUGCGAAAUGGCAGGGGGUCGAUGUGCUGGUGAACCCUCGAUUAGGCAUCUAACUUAAGUAGUAGACAAUAUACUCAAGGUAACUUCAUAUCGUGUGCUAGAUUUUUCUAUAAAUCAUAUAGAGGCCAGCCCAAUAAAUAGGACCAUAUCUAGUGUGAGUUGGUAGCGAAGAACUUCCAUUUUAGCCACAACAAAUAGAGAUUCAGUGGGAACUAUAUAUGUAUACCGAUAUAUCAAUAUAUCAUAGUAGUAAAUCACAUAUUUGAACGCUGAAUUUUGCGCUGAAAUGUAGGCUAUGAAAUCUGCAAACCAAAAGUCAAUUCUUAGCAUUAAAAACCUAAAAGAUUGUCAAGCUGGGGAAUGAAUUUAAUUGAAAGGGUUUCAUCAGAGGGAUGGGGGAUUUAGCUAACUUUGCCCAAAUCUAACAGAAAUCUGCCAAAGAUAUAAGCAAAUCUAAACUCAAUUUGAAUCAAACAAUUGUUUAAAAUUGCAUAUUUUAUAUAUCUAAGCAAAUGAUUAAGCCAAAUACGAUUUUCAAUCAAAACAUUGACUAAUUAUUGCUUGGCUACAGCUUGCCACUUACACCUUAGGACUUAUACCGUACAUAAUGCCAUACAUUUAUAACAAUUGUAAAUAGUUUGAUGAACUUUUAAGGCACUUGCUCCGAAUACACAAAAACGCCAGAUUCCUGGCCUAUACAUAUUUGAGAACUAUAUAAUUUUGCACAAUAACAACAGAAUCAAAAAGUGCUGUGAUAAUUAAACUAAAGCAGAGCAGAGCCGCCAAUGCAAAGAAAAUAAAAUGAAAAACCAAUGAAUAGGCAUAAUCCCAGCCAUAGAACAUACCAUAAUUUCACCCAGUCAAAGACAAUAUCAUUUAGCUACCAUUGAAUAUUCACUGGGGUGUGGCUUUUCUUUUUCGAAAACAAAUCCAAUUAUUUAGAUAACCUAAAAACAGAUAACUCUCAAUGCUUAUGCUAAGC